GUAAUUAAGAAUGCACCAGCUCAAAUUUAUGAUGUCGGUUGUUGUAGCAACCGUCUUCAGGCGCAAUAGUGUGGAUAUAGUCUAUCUCGGUUGUGUUGAUCGUAAUAGUAAAUAACUUAAAUAUUAGUCGCGAUAUGUUAAAUAUUUCUAAUUUGUCUGCGUUUCUGGUUUAUGUUCGCCUUGGAAAGUUUACGUAACGUUACGCUUAUGUGUCAGACUGCCGCUAAGUGCAAAGGCUAAAUGAGCACACCACAUCAACAUUGUGGCAAAUAACGCAGCCUUUAUUUGCGCCUCGUGUUUCGGUAGACAGCUGCUCGGUAUGUCGGCUGUCAGCAGCCUCGUGCCUGCCCGCUUCUUGACCAUUACAGCUCACCUUGUCAUCGUUAUCACGAUCUUUUGGUCGAGGGUAAGUAAACAGAUUGUAUUCACGCACUCUAACCCGGAAGUGAUAUAUUAAGUUCGAAUUGAUGUUGCAUCUGAGUUUUUUUUUUAAAUAUAUAUAUUUGCAUAUUUUACCAUUUAAUCCUCUCGCUUCCUUCUUGCUAUAUUAUUUUGCAUUUAGCAGUUAGUCCAAAUUAAUCUCCUUGUUGUUGUUUUCAGAGGUGCGUGUCUUUUAAAUAUGUCCCAAUUGUUUGUGGCCCAGUUUUCAUAGUACCGCUAGAGGGCAGUGUUGCGUAAGAAACACGUGAAGGUCCUCUCUCAAUUACUGUCCGUGUCCGGAACCCAUUGGAGAUUGGUCGUUAGUGAAACCGGACUGUAAUUAAGAAUGCACCAGCUCAAAUUUAUGAUGUCGGUUGUUGUAGCAACCGUCUUCAGGCGCAAUAGUGUGGAUAUAGUCUAUCUCGGUUGUGUUGAUCGUAAUAGUAAAUAACUUAAAUAUUAGUCGCGAUAUGUUAAAUAUUUCUAAUUUGUCUGCGUUUCUGGUUUAUGUUCGCCUUGGAAAGUUUACGUAACGUUACGCUUAUGUGUCAGACUGCCGCUAAGUGCAAAGGCUAAAUGAGCACACCACAUCAACAUUGUGGCAAAUAACGCAGCCUUUAUUUGCGCCUCGUGUUUCGGUAGACAGCUGCUCGGUAUGUCGGCUGUCAGCAGCCUCGUGCCUGCCCGCUUCUUGACCAUUACAGCUCACCUUGUCAUCGUUAUCACGAUCUUUUGGUCGAGGGAAAACAACGUGAGGGCUUGCUUGCCUUUGGAUUACACGCAGGAGCAGUAUGACGAUGAAGACCGGAAGUUGGUGGUGGCAUUGGCAGUCACCCUUGGUCUGUUUGCUAUCGAGUUGGCUGGGUUCUUCUCAGGAGUGUCCAUGUUCAACUGCAGCCAAGGUCUCCUGUCACUGGCUGUCCACUGCAGUGCAUCCGUAUCCUUGUCUUUCUUUGUGUUUGAGAAGUGGGAAUGCUGGACUUAUUGGGUUAUUUUUGCCAUCUGCAGUGUGCUACCUGCUUUUGUGGAGAUUCUUCUGUUUAUAGCUGUUUUUGGACUGAAGAAGAAGCCAUUAUGAAAGAAAGUACUUAUGUGAAAGUUAAAAAUGUUGUGUGAGAGUGAACACAAGUCUUAAUCAAGAGAUCAAUCAGUGUCAACAGAGACUGUGGCUCCAUAACGUCUGUGGUUCAUUAAUGAUGUACAGAGGAAGGGAUGGGGAAAACUGUUUAACUACUUCAUUACGUGCAUACGGUGAACCAACAAACAGGGACAACAAGCCGCUUGCUGCAAUAUUUUUAUACAUACACACAUAUUAACAAUGUUGCAGGAAAAAAGAAACAGUCAAGAAAUGUUUCAAAAGUUGUUAGUAGUAGCCUUAGAAUGCCAUUAUUGUAACCUCAAAUACAUGUUGUAAAAACUAUUUCUUA
This is a messenger RNA of Cyclopterus lumpus (lumpfish), 1847 nucleotides long. It is a transcript of the gene tmem107l, whose product is annotated as transmembrane protein 107 like. Bases 1076 to 1498 code for a protein of 140 amino acids. The record is from RefSeq and is a predicted model, not a curated record. Lineage: Eukaryota; Metazoa; Chordata; Actinopteri; Perciformes; Cyclopteridae. Gene Ontology annotation, cellular component: MKS complex. Gene Ontology annotation, biological process: protein localization to ciliary transition zone; non-motile cilium assembly. The transcript has 5 exons.